AUGUAUGUCCGACGUGUGUUUUACCUUUUGGUUUUGGUUCUGAGUGUUCACUGCCUGUUUGUGGUGGCUGGUGAGCUUGCGGCUAGACCUUCUCCUUCUGGUCAACAACCACUACAGGUGCCUUCUGACGAUCGUGCAAAUUGUCCUCAAGAUAAUAAUGUCGACACUCUGUGUACUACUAGUGGCCGUGUUUUACCUGACGCUUCUCAUGAUGAUUGUGAGAAGCCUCUUGGGGGGACAGGUUGCAUUACCACUACUCUUAACACUGAAAGCAAUUGCAAUGAUGAAUCUAGUGGUACUUCUUGUCCACCAAAGGUACUGCAGGAAGAGGGUUCUGUUCAAACAGAAGACCAUAAUCGACACACUGAUAGCGAACAUAAAGAUCCUCAAGGUGCAAUUCGUCCUGCUGGUGCAAGGGAUUCUGAUUCUAACGUACUUGGUAAAGAUAAGGCUGAUGCAGGUCCUACUGGUGCUCAAGGGAAACAAAAUCCUCGGGAUACUCAAGCUGGAAACGUACUUGAAGCUGUCCAUUCCCCUGCUGCUCCUGCACCUGACGCUGAGAGUCCAGCUGUGACUGUAAGUGAACAGGGAACUGGACGCGCUGAAAUACGCACAACAGAUGAGGGUGCAGCUGGUGCUUCUCAGGCUUCUGGAGCUAAACCUGAUACACCUGCUGCUGAAAGUGAUGGUGAAGUGUCUGUAAAUGAAGGUCAACCUGAAAGCACUGGCAACAGUGCAGAUGGAAAUGGCGCCACUGAAACCUCUUCUCCAAACAGUUCAAACACAGGGAGUACCAGUAAUUCUGAUGCUGCGAAUACUGAAAAUGGAACUUCACCUGCAGGGAGUGAAUCACCUAGUACCCAAGAAGGCGCAGGUAAUACUGACACCACCACCACCACC
Molecule: messenger RNA, 900 nt
Organism: Trypanosoma theileri
Lineage: Eukaryota; Euglenozoa; Kinetoplastea; Trypanosomatida; Trypanosomatidae
Exons: 1
Source: RefSeq, a predicted model, not a curated record